This is a messenger RNA of Telopea speciosissima, 609 nucleotides long. RefSeq names its product cyclin-B1-2-like. Gene Ontology annotation, cellular component: cytoplasm; nucleus. Bases 45 to 473 code for a protein of 142 amino acids. Lineage: Eukaryota; Viridiplantae; Streptophyta; Magnoliopsida; Proteales; Proteaceae. Gene Ontology annotation, biological process: proteasome assembly. The transcript is spliced from 4 exons. The record is from RefSeq and is a predicted model, not a curated record.
GAACUGUUUGUAGCCUCUGUAGUCUGUAAUUGAAGAAGAGAGAGAUGGAAGGUUCGAAGACAAUCGAUCAAGAAAUCGGUGGGAUCGAAAAGGAUGCUUUGCGCUUCGGAUUACAGGGCGUUAAGAGCGAAAUUGUUGUUGAUGCUCAUCCCCUCCAAUCAGUACUGGAAUCGACGAGGAUAGAACAAGAGCAAAUGAAAAGAAAGAUCCUCGCUAGCACUUAUGGGUCAGCUUUUCCUUUGAAGAUGGAUCUCGACAGGCAAAUCCUGUCCAGAUUCCAGAGGCCUCCUGGAGCAUUGCCAUCUUCUAUGCUAGGGUUGGAGGCUCUCAGUGGAAGCUUAGAUGACUUUGGCUUUGAAGAUUAUCACCCUGGUCCAUGUGACUCAGAAACUCUCCGGCCAGUGGACAUGCAUCAUGGGAUGGCAGUUCGUCUUGGCCUCUCUAAGGGACCGCCCUGCCCUAGUUUCAACUGAUAUAAUCCCUUUAUGCAUUGUUGUUGGGGUUGCGAUGGUUCCUUCUGUUUAAUUCUGUUGUUACUACGUACCGACUGUACACACUGAUUGAAUGUGUAAUUGAAUGAAUAGCUGGAAACACUCCUAAAGAGUUCAU